Messenger RNA from Megalops cyprinoides (Indo-Pacific tarpon), 5292 nucleotides. RefSeq names its product pleckstrin homology-like domain, family B, member 2b (gene phldb2b). Bases 228 to 4562 code for a protein of 1444 amino acids. Gene Ontology annotation, cellular component: basal cortex. The transcript has 25 exons. NCBI's taxonomy places the organism in Eukaryota, Metazoa, Chordata, Actinopteri, Elopiformes, Megalopidae. Gene Ontology annotation, biological process: regulation of microtubule cytoskeleton organization. The record is from RefSeq and is a predicted model, not a curated record. Gene Ontology annotation, molecular function: protein binding.
GCCGCUGGCGGAGCGCAGAGAGGGUCUCCUCGGAUCUCCGGAGCUCUGAACCUGCUGUGUGGCCGUAGGUUACACCAGUGAUGUUCCAAAAUCUGUUACUGGAGGCUACCCAACGCUAUCGACAGCCCCUUUUUUAAAAUCGGAGGAGAGCGGGUUUGUGCUUACGUCUGGAUAUCUUUGCUUUGGCAUAGUUUUUCCUCACCGACGUCGGCUACUCGCUUUCGGCAAUGGACGCAGGUAGCUGUUCAGAGGGCCCCUCCCAGCCAGACUCUCAGAAACACGACCACGCCUCUCCCACAAUAAGCCCCACCCCCAUCAUGACUCCGCCCCUGAGCCCGCCCCUGGACUUGAUUGACACGGGGAAGGGUCUGAAGGUGCAGACAGCCGCGCCUCACCUGGUUAGCCUGGGGAGCGGCCGACUCAGUGUGGCCAUCACUGUGCUGCCCCUAAAAGAAGGGGUGACCCGAAUCGGGCGUGAGGACGCGCCCGUACCCCAGGACAUCACCAUCGACGGUCCCGGGAUCGAGGCGGAGCACUGCCGAAUCGAGAACAGGGGGGGUAUCAUCACUCUGGACCCCUGUGGCAACAUGUGUGCCCUGGAUGGAGUUCCUGUUACCCAGCCUACACAGCUGACCCAAGGGUACGCUCUGUGUCUGGGUAAGUCCUACUUCUUCCGCUUUAACCACCCUGAGGAGGCGAGCCGGAUGAAAAGCAUGCUGCCGCAGAAGAGCACCAUGUCCCCGCUGGGGUACGGCCCAGACUACCUGAAGUUUGGGACAGACUGCAGCUCUGGUGUGGGCGGAGCCGGGAUGCGGGGGGCGCGGUCAGGGGCGGAGCUGCGGGAUUUGAUGGACACACUGCAGCGCAGGAAGCUGGCUGUGGAAACCAGCCUGCGGACCAACGGGGACUGCAGCCCCUCCUACUUCAGCCUGACGAAGUCCCCGCCCAUCAGCCCAGCCCCUCCCCUGGCCACGCCCCUGUACCAGGAGCAGAGCAGGAGGCAGUUCACCUCCCGGCCAGCGGGGGGCAGCAGCAGCAGCAUGCCGCCCUCGCCCCGCCACAGCGUGAGCGACAACCGCGAGCGGGACGUCCCGUACUCCCUCUCCGCCUCCCGGAACCUCUCCCAGGACAACCUGCUGGCAUCCGGCUCCCUCCUCUCCAUGUGGAACGGCUCCUCCCCCUCGGCAGGUGACGCCCUCCCGGCCACGCCCGCCAGCAUGCCCUCCAGCCCGAGGCUGUCCCGCCGGUUCCACCCGCAGGAAGCAGGGCGGGGCGGGCGUUGCGGGGAGGAGCCCAUCCCUCGACAGAGGAAGUACUUGGCGGGGUCUCUGACGGGGAUGGGGGCCUACAGCCGCUCCCUGCCCCGCCUCCACAAGGCCACGGACAGCCUGCUGGCACCGCUCGCCCUGCCCCCCCCGCGCCGCUCGCUGGACAGCCACGCCCGCCCCCCGGCCCCCGAGCCUGCCCGCAACGGCCAUGCCGAGGUGCUGUCCAUCUCGCUGUCCUCCAGGUCCUCGCGCGGCCCCGCCCGCCAGACGGCUCCGCCCGACGUCACCGCGGCGACCAGCCUUCCCACCAGCCCCCGCGUGGCCAAGAAGAUGAGCCUGACCUCGCCGGGCUGCUGCCCCGCCGAGCGUGCCGGCCUACGCGGGUCCUCCCCCUGCCUGGACCAGGGCCUGGGCGACAGGAGGCCGUCCUUCGGGAAGGCGGGGCUGGGGGCGGGGCAGGGGGCGUUCCGGGAGAGGAAGGGCAGCAUCAGCUCUCUGAGCGGGAAGGAGGAGCUGAGAGACUACCACCAGCGGCAGAGAGACGAGAGGCUGCGAGAGCAGGAGGUGGAGAGACUGGAGCGGCAGCGUCUGGAGACCAUCCUCAGCCUGUGUUCGGAGCAGGGUGGCUCCACAGCCGCAGACCUGCAGAAGAUCACCAAGGAGCUGGAGAAGCUGCAGGUGUCCGAGGAUGAGUCCCUCCUCUCCGAAUCUCCCAGCGCACCCGAGAACGGCUACGAGCCCCGAGGCCCCGGGGAGCGGCCGGCCCGCCAGCGAGGCGGCCAAACUGAACCCCCCCACGGCUCCGCCCUCGCCCCCACACCCUCCCCUCGGCUGCUCAGAACCACGGCGCCGGAGACAUCUGAGGAUGGGCAGCUGAAACAGGAAGUGACCCGUAUUGAGGAAGAGAGAAUCCAGGUGCUGAACAGCAUAGAGGAGCUAGAGCAGAAGAUCAAAGACCUGGACAACCAAAUGGAGGAGUCCAUCCAAGAGAUGGAGGUAGAGCGCGCCCUGCUGGAAGGGGAGCAGACUGCAGAGGUCUCACAGCUACAGCAGGAGAAGGACCUGCUGGAGCAGCUCAACGACAAGCUGUCUGACCUGGAGAAGAGUGUGCAGGCGGAGAAAUCCCAGGAGAAAGCACAGCUGGAGGCUGAAAGGGCAGAGGUAGAGAGGCUGGCGGAGCUGGUCUCUGAGCAGAAGAUGCAGUUGGACACCUGCCCCGAAGCCCAGAAGGAGCAGCUCCAGCAGCAGCUAUCCAGGGACUCGGACGCGCUGGAGGUGGAGAGGAAGCGCUUUGAGGACCUGGAGUUCCAGCAGCUGGAGCGGGAGAGCCGGCAGGACGAGGAGAAGGAGGCGCUGACCCAGCAGCUGCUGCGCGACAUCGCCGACUACCAGCGCAGCACCGUCACGCGCAAGGAGAGACUCCUCACCCUGAAGAAGCAGUCCAGCCAGAUUAGCCAGCAGGCUCAGCGGGAGAAGGACACCUUCCUGAAGGAGAAGAACAACCUACUGCUCAUGCUGCAGAGGGGGAGGGAGAACCUGGCUGCCCUGGAGCAGAGACACAUCCAGCUGACCGGAGGCCGGGCCUUCUCUCUCACCCCCGGAGGCAUGAAGGAGGACACACCCACCCACGGCGAAGCGCCCCGCCCCCACGGUGCUCUGGCCCCGCCUCCUGUCGACCUCCUCGCCCUCUCUUCCCUCCUGUCCUCUCUCUGUCUGAAGAGCGCCGAGGGAUAUGUCACAGUCAGUGAGAUCAAUGAGCUCUAUGGGAUGAUGGGGGUUAACCCCACCCCCACGCCCGCCUCCGUCGUGCCCUCCCCCGACGCCCAGGCCACGCCCUCCCCCGAUGGCCAGGCCUCACCCUCUCCUGACGGCCCCUCCUCUGGGCCCGAGCCCAGCCCUGACGAGACCGCCCCCCCACCAUCCGCCAGCCCCACUCCGGAACAGGACGAGCCCUGUCUCUCCUGUCCUGCGCGCGGUGAGGGCGUCUCCCGCCCCCUCUCCCCCCCUCGCCCUCUCUCCUCCCCUGGCCCGCCCUCUCCUCGCCCGGUUCCCAAGCCCCCCUCUGUUCACUGGCCUGAGCACAUGGUGACCUAUGUUGACCCCUCACCUACACCUGAGUCUCCUCCUCCUCUCCCUGCCAAAAAACACCGCCGACACAGGCAGCAUUUCCGCUUGCUGGAGGAGAGGAAGAGGUUGGGGAAGGAGGGUGUGGCCCAGCUGAGUGACACUCUGCCCCGUAAGAAGAGCCAGCCGGCCCUGACCCCGCCCUUCAACAGCGCCACACUGGGCCGCAGCCCCGCCCCCAAGGCCCAUCCCCCUCUGGGUCAGAGCUCCAGCUGUGGCAGUGUUCUCCCUCGUGGGCUCAGCGUGUCUCCCAAAGACGCUGACCCCCGCCGGUUGCACAAGGGAAAGCCCAAAAAAGGGCAUGGUCACAUGGGUGAGGAGCACAGGCAGAGAGCGAACGAGCUGAGUGGCCGGGCGGCGUCCCAGUCCUACCUGGACUCCUUCCAGUAUGGAGACAACGGCCACGCCUUCGACACGCUGAGCAUCGACAGCUCAGACAGCAUGGAGACCAGCAUCUCCGCCUGCUCCCCCGACAACAUCUCCAGCGCCAGCACCUCCAACAUGGCCAAGAUCGAGGAGAUGGAGCGGCUCCUGAGAGAGGCCCAGGCCGAGAAGAACCGACUGCUAGAGCACCGGGAGCGGGAGAUGGAGGUACGCCGGCAGGCUCUGGAUGAGGAGAGGAGGCGCAGGGAGGAGCUGGAGAAGCGCCUGCAGGAGGAGACCAGCAGGAGGCAGAAGCUCAUCGAGAGGGAGGUGAAGCUACGAGAGAAGCAGAGAAUUCAGUCCCGGCCGCUGACGCGCUACCUGCCGGUCAGGAAGGACGACUUUGAUCUCCGCUCACACAUCGAGUCGGCAGGACACAGCACAGAGACCUGCUACCACGUGUCUCUCACCGAGAAGACCUGCCGCGGCUUCCUCAUCAAGAUGGGCGGCAAGAUCAAGACCUGGAAGAAGCGCUGGUUCGUCUUCGACCGCAACCGUAGAACGCUGUCCUACUACGCAGAUAAACACGAGGCCAAGCUGAAAGGGGUGAUCUACUUCCAGGCCAUUGAGGAAGUGUAUUACGAUCACUUAAAGAACGCUCACAAGAGCCCCAACCCGUCCCUGACGUUCAGUGUGAAGACGCAUGACCGCGUGUACUACAUGGUGGCUCCUUCCCCCGAGGCCAUGCGCAUCUGGAUGGACGUGAUCGUCACCGGGGCCGAGGGCUACACCCAGUUCAUGGUGUAGAGGCCGGCCUCGCGGUCACCCGGUCCUGACGACCACAGCUGGACCACAGGCAUCUCUCAGGGCCGGGCUGCGACCGCGCCUCUUCCUCGGGAUCUUUGUGUAUCGAGUGUGUGUGCUGAUGUGAUAAGGAACUUGCACAGGGAACAGCUGCCAUACCGACUGUGCAAAGCCUUCCCCGCUUCGGACGCUGUUCGCACGCCGAGGCAACACCACGGUUACAGAAUGGUCACAUGAUCACGUGGUAGCCAAUGACUGUUGAGGAGUGGUCUGGAGCUGUGGUUACCAUUGUACCCGCUCUGUGUGGUGAUAGCUGACUUUGUCUUUUAUAUUUAUGAUUUAUAUGUACGAUUGUAUAUCUUUAGACACAAAGUGGGUCUGUACGAGUUUGUCUUAAGACACGUUAUAGGUUUAUAUAUAAUGUGUGUGUGUCUUAAGACAUGGUAUGGUGCUCUGUAGUCAUGGAAACCUCACUCCUGUGUAUCGUGGAGGUGCCUGGCUGUCUGUAGACAGGAAGUGAUGUCAGAGGAGAGAGCUUUGCAGAAUUCUGCCAGCCUGUUCCCUCUCAGCAGGAAGGGAGUGGGGGAUUGCCUCUCACACACUCCUCCCUUUCAGAUGCAACUUUAACACAAGUGCCUUUGUUUCCUGCAGCCUGUCAGUGCCUCCUGGGGUCUGUAGGGGGCGCUAUAGAGCGAGAGGUUAUUGCAGUCGGAUGAGAGGGCAGCCUGGUGCU